Mangifera indica (mango) is the source of this 3648-nucleotide messenger RNA. RefSeq lists its product as uncharacterized. The record is from RefSeq and is a predicted model, not a curated record. The coding region runs from base 550 to 3237 and encodes 895 amino acids. NCBI's taxonomy places the organism in Eukaryota, Viridiplantae, Streptophyta, Magnoliopsida, Sapindales, Anacardiaceae. The transcript is spliced from 3 exons.
ACUUGCAAUUCCUCAAUUUCUUCUCCAUCUCUCUUAUCCUUUUCUUCUCGUACAGUUUCUUCGUUUGUUAAACAACGAACGAACGCACCGACACGAAUCGGCCGACACGACCCGAAACACCAGUGCCGAAUCGUCAACGAUAUUUCAGCUUUCAUUUGCCGAUAUUGUUGUUUACUUAUAGUAUUAUCUUGUCAAGGACUUCAAAUCUGUAAGUGUCGAAAUCCCUCAGCCAGUCGCCUGACAUGAAAUCCCGAGCUCGAAACGGCAGCGUUUUAUUUCUCGAACGAUAUAAUCGAUCCAUUUCCGUUGAUUAAAUCGUCGAUUGUUGAAACAUUAACGCUAUAUCCUAUUUGGAGCGAUUUUUAUUUUCGAUGAAAGCAAUUAGGGGUUAUUGAACUUUGGAAGGAUUUCUGUUUGUUGAUAUUUGAUUUUGAUAGGAUUUAGAGAUAUGGUCAGGGCUUUAAAUCGGGAAAAUUGAAAGAUUGAAAAUUUGUUGGAUUCUAGGGUUUGAUUUGGAUAUAUUAUAAUAGGUGUGGGUUUAGGAGGAUAAUGUGUAUAUUGUGUGUGAUUCAGAAGUGGUCUCGCCGGGUUGCUACAAUGCUACCUUGGUUAGUCAUUCCACUUAUUGGGCUAUGGGCUUUGUCCCAGAUUUUGCCACCGGCUUUUAGAUUUGAAAUCACGUCACCGAGGCUGGCGUGUGUUUUUGUGCUGUUGAUUACUCUAUUUUGGUAUGAGGUUUUGAUGCCUCAAUUAUCAGCUUGGCGUGUGCGUAGAAAUGCUCUUCUGAGGGAAAGAAAGAGGUUUGAGGCUAUUGAAUUACAUAAGUUGAGGAAAACUGCUACACGACGAUGUAGAAACUGCUUGACUGCAUACAGGGAUCAGAACCCAGGUGGUGGUAGAUUUAUGUGUUCAUAUUGUGGCCAUAUAUCAAAGAGACCAGUCUUGGAUUUGCCUGUGCCACCAGGGGGUUUGGGGAUAUCAAAUUCAGGGAUUUUGAAGGAGCUUGUUGGAAAGGGUGGGAAGAUUUUGAAUGGGAAGGGAUGGUCUGAGAAUGGAUGGAUAUGUGGUCAGGAUUGGUUAGAAAAUGGGAAUUGGGUUAGUGGGUCAAUUGCCGGGAAGUCUAACUAUUGGCGGAAGAAUGGGAGUGGAAUUUUCGGGGAAGAUGAGAACUGUCUGGCAGAGAAGUCUUACUCUGGAGCUGUUACUUCUGCCUGCAAGUUGUUGACAUCUUUUUUUUUGAGCAUUAGGUGGCUUUUGAAAAAGAUUUUUAGAAUUAGUUCAUCACGGGAAGAUUCUUCAUCAGAUGCAGAUCAUAGGGGUACAAUGGCUAGUAGGGGUGAAAAUGGGUCAAAUUUCCAUGAAAGCAGAGGAGAGAAAGCACGCAGAAAAGCUGAGGAGAAGAGGCAGGCUAGGUUAGAGAAGGAGCUCUUGGAAGAGGAAGAACGAAAACAGAGGGAGGAGGUUGCCAGGUUGGUGGAGGAACGAAGGAGACUCAGGGAUGAGAAGAUGGAAGCUGAAAAAGAACGUGACAAAACUUCACUCUCUGUCAAGGAGAAGGAUAGCAAGAGAGAAGCAGAAAGAAAGCGUCAGGAAAGAAGAAAAGAGAGAGACAAAGGGUCUAGUAAGAGUAACUCUGAUGCAGAAGAACUGGAAAAGAGAGCAGGAAAGGAAAAUGAGCAGAAGCGUGAUUCUGAUAGGAAGAGUGAGAAUGAUCGUCGUGAAAAUCAGAAAUUUGGCACAGAUAUUGUCAAGAGCCAUGGCAUGGAAACAGUACAUAAUGGAAAAGCUUCUACAAGUAAUUAUACCCGAGGAAAUUCUGGGAGUAGGUAUCUAGAUCGAAUGAAGGGUACAUUCUUGUCUUCAUCAAAGGCUUUUAGUGGAGGUAGUUUCUUUGGAAAGGGUGCUAAUAAUCCUGUUACCGUUGCAAAAGAAAACAAGUCUGUUAGUUCAGUAGAUCAUUUUCACACUUCUGCCCACAGGAGAGAUUUUUAUCCAUCUGAUCGUGCUGGGAAGGUAGUACAUGGAGAUGAUAAAAGCAUCAACCGCCCUGUGCUUGAUGAACCUCAACUGAGGACUACAACAAAAAAAUCAUGGCAACAGUUAUUCACACGUUCAUCAACAGUUCCUGCUUCCUCAAAUACUAAUGUCAUUAGUAGACCAAAUCCGAAAUUGCCAACUGAAGUUCAAAGUCCUUCAUUACCUGCUCAAUCAUCAACCAUGCAAAUGUUUGAUAAUCCAAUCAAUUUUGGGCUGCCGUCACCAUUUAUACUCUCUACCUAUCCUAAUGUAUCCACUAGUAGUAGUUUAGGGUUUUCUCCUGUAAUUGAACCGAUCUUACCUUGUGUUGGAGAUGGACCUCAUGAAUUUGUACCUGAAGAGACAGAGCUUUUUGAAGAUCCAUGUUAUGUGCCUGAUCCGAUAUCUUUGCUUGGGCCUGUUUCUGAGUCACUUGAUAAUUUUCAACUGGACCUGGGGACUGGUUUUUCAAAGGACAUCAGAUCUGAAAGGGCUUAUGCUUUGAACAAUACAUCUUCUAUUGCUGAAGUCAUUAAGCCAUCUCCAAUUGAGUCUCCAUUGUCACGAUUGCGAGUUGCUGAUGAAAAGCAUAACAAUUCUAAUUGGUUUCCAAUUACCUCUAAGGUUCAAGAUAUGCACACAUUUCCAGUGGAUGAUGUGAAUGCAAAUGAGAAGGGAACAUGGCAGAUGUGGAACAGCUCUCCUCUUGGGCAGGACAGUCUAGGUCUAGUAGGUGGCUCCCCAAGCUGGAUAUUGCCCCCAGAACAGAAUAGAUCAAACAAGGAAGACCUUGUGCAUCCUUCUUCUCAAGAGACAAUGGUAUCUCUGUUCACAAAAGAGGACCCAGUUUUUUCUGGUCCUCAUUCUCCUCAGAAGGUUUUUCUUGGUAGUGGCCAGAAUGGUGGAGCAUUUAGCCCUCUAACCGGUUCAAGUGAUCAUGAUCCGUGGUUACAGAGUGCUAUCUUUCCACCAUUGUCUGUCAAUGAUCAGUUUUCUCUGAGAGCACAGGAAGAUAGUACUCAAAUUGAAAUGAUAUAUGGGAGUCCCAGUGGAUCUGCAACUAACCAUUCAUUUGACCUGUCUCCAGCAAAUUGUUGGUCCAAAAUGGAUUGGACUGUGCAGGCUGCAGGAGAAGCGAUUGGAAAGUCAUCUGUUUCGAGGCCCCAUAUUGGGGGUUUAUUUCCCAACACAGAUGCAGAGUCACUUUGGUCAGUUGAAUGAAAAAAGGAGUUUGAGGUUCUUCUUAAAUACACCUUCUGUUCACUAGAGGCAAACAACCUCUUUUGGUGGGGGUUUAGAAAGAAUACUGAACAAAUUGUAUCUUCCUUGUUCUAUUUUAUGAGGGAGAUUGACAUUUACUUACAUUAGCUUCGAUAGGUAUACACGUGGCAUGCAUUGACUUGUGCAUCAGGUAGCAGCAUCGGCAGCAGCUAGUUGUGUUAAGCUUCUUUAAUUCAUUUCUUAACUUCUCUCUGCUGGGGGGAGGGGGGGUGUCCUCGAUCUGAGGACAAUUUGUUCUGUGGAGAAAUAGAGCUAAUUCCUCUUGCUGCUUAUUUUUCUUUUCAAAAUCAUCAAUCAGUUGAAUGAAUGUCCAAUUAGAUGAUGCAAAUUCAACGUGCUUCUAUUUACAAA